UGGAAUUCAUUGGAAUAAUCAGGAUUGGGACAGCUCCUGGGCAAGAGUGAUAAAUUUAUCAGAGGGAUAAAUACCGGAGAGGAAUUAUUUAAGCUCAGUACCAAUGUGGACAUAAGAAUAAAUGGAUAUAAACUGGCCAUCGGGAAGUUUAGAUGAAGGUUUCUAACCAUCAGAGGAGUGAAGUUUUGGAAUAGCCUUCCAAGGGAAGCAGUGGGGGCAAAAGAUCUAUCUGUCUUUAAGAUUAAACUCAGUAAGUUUAUGGAGGAGAUGGUAUGAUGGGAUAACAUGAUUUUGGUAAUUAACUGAUCUUUAAAUAUUCAUGGUAAAUAGGCCUAAUGGCCUGUGAUGGGAUGUUAGAUGGGGUGGGAUCUGAAUUACUACAGAAAAUUCUUUCCUGGGAAUCUGGCUGGUGAAUCUUGCCCAUAUGCUCAGGGUUUAGCUGAUUGCCUUAUUUGGGGUCGGGAAGGAAUUUUCCUCCAGGGCAGAUUGGAAGAGGCCCUGGAGGUUUUUCGCCUUCCUCUGUAGCAUGGGGCACGGGUCACUUGCUGGAGGAUUCUCUGCUCCUUGAAGUCUUUAAACCACGAUUUGAGGACUUCAAUAGCUCAGACAUAGGUGAGAGGUUUUUCGCAGGAGUGGUGGGUGAAAUUCUGUGGCCUGCGUUGUGCAGGAGGUCAGACUAGAUGAUCAUAAUGGUCCCUUCUGACCUUAGUAUCUGUGAAUCUCAGAGUUCUGUCUUAUUUCCUUUAAAAAAAAAAAAACAGUAAAAAAUGACUGAAACUUCAUGAAGGAUUUUUGCUGUCAUUGAAUCUUUCCAGGUUGCAUUUUGGUGAGCGGAAUUGGAUGACUACUUCCCUGUAACAAACACUUUCCAGACUGUUUCUUGCCAUAUGUUAUGUGCAGAAUCACAUCCAGCAAUGUCUGCUAGCUCUACUAUGUAGAUUAGUGCUUCAGAUCUUGUCUAUCUUGGGAGAUUCUGUGGUGACUAGAGAAUGAGUGAAAUUGUGACAGAGACCACAUUGAAAGCUGCAGCGAUUGAGGGGAAGUGAUUUUUAAUCAUUAUAAUCACUUUGUAUUUUGUUGACGCUUCUUUUACUGCACUUCGGAGAAAAGAUGUCUCUUUAAGCUACACAACUUCGUCCCUUCAGUUCAGAUGUGAGUGCUCAAAGUACCCAUUUCUGAGACCCCCAGCAGACUUCACAUUCCUGUUUUUUGACAAGGAGAGUGCCAGGCACAUUGAUGAAGUUGCCAUGGAAGCUUCAAACAGGAAUGUUACCAGCCCGACCCGCAAAGUCCAAGCAAUCAUCCAGAACAGCCCUCUGGACCUAAUAGACAUGGGCAAGGGGCUGAAGGUCCAGACCGAUCAGCCACAUCUGGUGAGCUUGGGCAGUGGCAGGCUUAGCACCGCCAUCACUCUCCUGCCCCUAGAAGAGGGGAGGACCAUGAUCGGCUCGGCUGCUAAGGACAUUGUUCUUCAGGGGACUGGGUUGGCCUCUGAGCACUGCUACAUCGAGAAUGUGUGUGGGACCCUCACCCUGCACCCCUGCGGGAAUGUCUGUGCCAUUGAUGGCCUGCAGGUUAAGCAGCCCACUCGCCUGACACAAGGGUGCAUGAUCUGCCUGGGGCAGUCGACCUUCCUCCGGUUUAAUCACCCUGCUGAGGCCAAGUGGAUGAAAAGCAUGAUCCCAGCUGGAGAAAGGAGUCCUGGGGCCCCAUAUGGACUCAUGGCAGAAUCGGAGAGUCUAGUGAAUGGCAACCACCAGCUGUCUCUGAAUGAUAUCCAUAAGGGGCAGGGAGUGAGGCCCCGGCCCAGCCACAGCUCCCUGGUCAGCUCCAUCGAGAAGGACCUGCAAGACAUCAUGGACUCUUUGGUGAUGGAGGACUCGAGCUCUUCCAGAAAAAAGCUCUCUGCCAAUGUCCAGUCCCCUGUGUCCUCAGUGGUGAAUGGUGGCGGGCACUACUUCUUGUCCCCACCCUUGAGCCCUGGGGCCAUGUCUGUGGGCUCCAGCUAUGACAACGCAUCACCACCCUUCUCCCCGCUUUCAUCCCCAGCCAGCAGUGGCAGCUACACUAGUCACUCUCCCAGUAGCCAGGAGCACGGACCUCCCAUCCCCCCAGUGGUGCCAGUGCGAUCUUCCAGCUACAACCAUGCAAUGCAGCCCCCACAGCAGCGGCCACUUCCACCUCCAUGUGGGGGCUCCAGCCUGGACUUGAGGAACAGCACCAUGGACACAAGUGAGACACAACUUGCAGAGAGUCCUAAGAUGCAGAGGAGGGCAGUGCAUGGCAUUCCCCUGAGCCCCACGCCUGGCCAGAGAGCCCUGCACCCUGAAGGCCCUGGGCUUUCAGCCUUUUCCAGUACCCGGAGAGCUGUUGAAAGCACACAGCUGGGCCAUCCUAACCAGCACAUGCCCCCGGUGUCUGUAAGCCUGAGCGACUAUGUAACAGGGAGCCCCCAGGCUCAGCCUACCAGCAGCCCCCGGCUGGCACCCAAAUUUCAGUCACCAUCUGCUCAGAGGUUGAAAAUGGUAGCUCUUCAAGAGCGCCCACCCAGCCCCUUUAGGGAGGGCAGGGAGCCCCCUGGCAUUGACAGGCACCUGGCCUCCAGCCCCUCCCGGCAGAUGUUGGCAAGAGUCUUCCAGCCCCUGGAGACUGCGGGUUUCAUCCACAUCAAUCAGGACAGCCGCUCUCUGCAGCCCCCUGAGAGUCCCAGAAUGAGCAGAAGGAGCGUGGAGAGCAUGAGGGACUUGCCUCCCCUCAGCCCUUCCCUGUCUCGCCGGGCAGCACCGCUGCCCUCUGCCUUGUCUCCCCAAGCAAGGACCCCCCAAGAAAGUCCCUCUCAACAGACCAAGCUGGCCAAGGAGGUUCCUGAGAGCCCUCGCAUCCGGCGCAAGGCAGCCAGGCCCCUGGAGAGGCAUGAAGACUUCUCCUCCUCCUCCUCCUUGACGGGAAAGAAUUUGAGAACCAGGAGCCCCUCACCCAUCUUCCAGUCAGAACUUACUUCCCAGCAUAAGCCCAGCUUCGGCAUCACCCUCAGCCCUGCAUACAGCCUGGGGUCACUGGUCAUGCCCUCACCCCGUCAGAGCCCCCGGGCACAGAGGAAGCUGUCAGGAGAUCUGCGGCUGUCUGUGAGUACGAGGGAGCGCAAAAACAGCAUCACUGAGAUCAGUGACAAUGAGGAUGACCUGCUAGAGUAUCACCGACGCCAGCGCGAGGAGCGGCUGCGUGAGCAGGAAAUGGAACGCCUGGAGCGCCAGCGCCUGGAGACCAUCCUGAACCUGUGUGCGGAAUACACCAGAACUGAUGGCAUCACAGAGACAGGCAACUCGCACCAGCACUUCCCAAGUGACGGAGAUGCCACCACCAACAUCCUGACAGCCAGGAGGCACUCCAGGGGCUCUGCCAGCUUGGCUGCCUUGGGCCUUGGCAAGGCCAUAGUGGAAACUGGAGAGGCCACAGGGCCCCAGCAGAGGGAGAGCCUGGAGAAAUCAGAUGAGGAGAAUCUGAAGGAGGAAAGUAGCAGCACGGAGAGCACACACCACGAGCACGAGGACUCAACGGGCUCCAAGACCAAGGAGGCUGCCCUGCUGGAGGAGGAGUGGGUGCGGGUGCUGGGCCAUGUGGAUGAGCUCAAGAGCCAUGUCAAGGAGCUGGAGCAGCAGCUGCAGGAGUCGUCCCAUGAGGCGGAGAUGGAGCGGGCACUGCUGCAAGGGGAGCAGGAGUCGGAAGUGAUACAGCUGCAGCAGGAACAGAAGAUCGUGCAGCAGCUGCAAGAGAAACUAUGCGAGCUGGACUCCAGCAUCCAGAAGGAGCGGGACAAGGAAAGGGCAAAGGUUGAUGCUGAAAGGAAGGAGCUAGAGAAACUCCAGGCGCUUUACAAUGAGUCGAAGAGCCAGCUUGAUAACUGCCCUGAGUCAAUGCGGGAGCAGUUACAGGACCAGAUGAGAAGGGAGGCAGAGGCCCUGGAGACAGAAACCAAGCUGUUUGAGGACUUGGAGUUCCAGCAGCUGGAAAAGGAGAGUCGCCUGGAGGAGGAGCGUGAGACCGUGAGCCAGCAACUCCUGCAGAGCAAGGCUGAGUGCCACCGCAGUAUCGCCAAGAGGAAGGAGCGGGUGGCUGCAUUGGAAAGCCAGGCCAAUCACAUCCGGCUCCAGGCUGCCCAGGAGUCUGAGCGCCUUGCCAAGGAGAAGAAUACUGUGCUCCAGCUGCUGCAGAAGGAGAAAGAGAAGCUUGUCUCCCUGGAGAGACGGUACCAUCUUGUUACCGGCGGCAGGAGCUUCCCCAAAACAUCAUCUGCACUCAGAGAGGAAUACAUGAGGCUGUCUGACGUUUUCAGAUUCUACUGCAAUGUGUACGGCCCUGGCCAGGACACUAAAGCUUCUGCUGCUGCCCCUGCUGCUGCUGCUCCACUCUCUUGCUUGCCUGCUGUACCUCCUGCAACCAAUGAGUACGUGACUGUUGACCAGCUCUCAGGGAUUCUGGGCAAUGUCAGAGCUGACCUAGGGCUAGCCUCUCCUGCUUCCCCAUGGGGCCAUCCCACUUCAGGUUUCGCCCCUCAAGCUGCUUCGUCUGCAGGCUGCCUUCCUUCUCCUGUGCCACCUCUCUCCUCUUCCUUCAUCUCUGCUGAGAUGGAGAAGCAGCUUCAGGGGGGCCCAGUGCAGCUUUCUGCCCUGGAUUUAGAGAAGUGGUACAUGGCUGGCUUCGAGGCCUCCUCCCCUGCCUCUCCUCACUCUUCCCCUCCUCCUCUUCCUGCUAAAGCUCACUCUUCUCGAAAGCUGUUCCAGGUCUAUCGUGCUAAGAUGGACAGCGACCCUGGCAGCAGCCUCCCACGCACAAAGAGCGGGUCUGCAUCAUCCUCACAGCUCAGUGUGGCCACGCUGGGACGCAGCUCGUCCCCAAAGGGUCCCCUGCACCCACAGAAUGGCACAGGUAGCCUGCCACGGAACCUGGCAGCCACACUACAGGACAUCGAGACCAAACGCCAGCUGGCCCUGCAGCAGAAGGGGCAGCAGGUGAUUGAGGAGCAGAAGCGGCGCCUGGCGGAGCUGAAGCAGAAAGCAGCUGCUGAGGCGCAGUCCCAGUGGGAAGCCCUGCACGGGCAGCCUCACUACCCCCCUUCUUCCUACCCUCCGCUCAUGCAUCACUCCAUUCUCCAUCAUCAUCCUUCCCAUGGCAUCGGGCACCGGGCCGAGGACAUGGACCACGCCUAUGACACACUCAGCCUGGAGAGCUCAGACAGCAUGGAAACCAGUAUCUCCACUGGUGGCAACUCAGCCUGCUCGCCUGAUAACAUGUCCAGUGCCAGUGGGGUGGAGGCAGUGAAGAUUGAGGAGAUGGAGAAGAUGCUGAAAGAGGCCCAUGCAGAGAAAUCUCGCCUGAUGGAGUCACGGGAGCGUGAGAUGGAGCUGCGGCGACAGGCCCUGGAGGACGAGCGCAGGCGACGGGAGCAGCUGGAGCGGAGGCUGCAGGAUGAGACGGCUCAUCGGCAGAAGCUGAUAGAGAAGGAGGUCAAGAUGCGAGAGAAGCACUUCUCCCAGGGCGGCGACUGCCAUUGGGGUGGCACUGACGAGGCUGCGUUGCUUCUCCAGGCACGGCCAUUGACCAGGUAUCUCCCCAUCCGCAAGGAGGAUUUCGACUUGAAGACACAUAUUGAGUCCUCAGGCCACAAUGUGGACACCUGCUGUCAUGUCAUCCUGACCGAGAAGAUGUGCAAGGGAUACCUGGUCAAGAUGGGUGGCAAGAUCAAGUCCUGGAAGAAGCGUUGGUUCGUCUUCGACCGUAUGAAACGCACAGUCUCCUACUAUGUUGAUAAACAUGAGACGAAGCUCAAGGGAGUGAUCUAUUUCCAAGCCAUAGAGGAGGUUUAUUAUGACCAUCUCCGCAGUGCUGCUAAGAAAGGACUUUUCAACCUCAGCCUAGCAAAUCAACUAGCAGAUAUUCUCCCCAUUCACUUCCGAAGAGAGAGUCCCAACCCAGCUCUUACCUUCUGCGUCAAGACCCACGACCGCCUCUAUUACAUGGUGGCACCAUCAGCUGAGGCCAUGAGGAUCUGGAUGGAUGUCAUUGUGACUGGAGCAGAAGGCUACACCCAGUUCAUGAAUUGAUGGGGACCAGGAGUGCUUAAGGUGGAGCUGUUCCAGACCUGCCUUCUCCUCUUCUCCCAGAUGGAUUUGCCAUUGACAGUCCAAGAUAACCUAGAGGCCCCACCACCACCUGGUACAGCAGACAGCCAUUUCCAUCUCCUGCCACCUGGGGUGUUUAUCCCGCAGCAAGAAGAUCUUGAAUAUAAGGGUUGGUUAAACAUGCAGAUGUUGGCUGUAUCAUGCCCUUUGGGCCCUGGUUGGUUAAACCUCCCUGCUGACUAGAGGGGCCUGGCUCCAGGCCCAGCACUCUUGCCAUCUUGCCAUUUUCCCAAGAGAGCUUUGGGAUGUUGUCUGAAUAAAUGUGGGGUGGUUGAUUUUCCAGUGGGGGGGAUGUUAAAAAAAACAAAACAAAAAAAAACAGGAAAAAUCAGCCGUGUAAAGCCAGGAUUUUUUUGUUACAAAAUCCUUAUUUUUUCAUAUUGUAGCCAUUCCUUGUGGAAUAGUGGAAUCGCUGUGGCGUUUCCCCUUCUGCCUGCACCAAAUGCCCUGUGCUUUCUAUUAAACACAGUGUAGGUGAUAAGAGUGAAGGCACGGGCCUAGCUAGUGCACAGGUGUGGUGUAAUCGUUCUCACAUGGAACAGAGGUGUUAAGCAAGGCUGGCACAGAGGCCCAGCGAAGAGGGUUUUUUAUAUAACAAAAACAGUACAGAACAGGCUUUUUUAUUUUUCAAUGGAAGCAUCAAUGGGCUAAAAGGUACAAAGCAGAAGAGCUGCCAAAGACCAUCCCACCGGUACCAGUGCAAACUAGGCCUGAAGCUUUUGGAUUAAGGAACUAAGCUAUCUAAAUGCUGCCACUUUUUAAAAUUGGAGAUUGUUGGGCAUCACCCUGACAACUGCAUCACAGAUGCAUCUGGCGUAUCCUACCAGCACCUGUGACCAGACCCCAGUUUGCCCCACUGUCUGCUUGUUUCCUUUUCUUGUGCCAUUCUCACCAGUGCCAAGGUUGCUGCAGGUGCCAGCAUGUGCACCAUGACAGUCCGGCCAGAUUUACUGCAGCUGCCUGUAACAGUGAGGGGUCUGUCUGUGUCAGACAUCUCUCUGCUCUCCUGUGCCUUGACCACGUCUGAGGAUCUGUGCAUCAGCCCAGGCAAGGUGCCUGGCUGGAAGGUUCUGAUGGGUUAUGGUGUGGUGUAAAGGUGGAAGUAGUUGUGCCAGGUGUGCAAAUGUUGUGGAAUGAGGGGGAAUAUUUAUGUCUGCCAGGGCUUGUGAUCUCUCUCAUGCACUAGGCACAGAGGUGUAGUCUAAUGGAACAAAUGGCUUGUUCUGCUGACACUGUGAGCUUUAAAAAGUGCCUCGCCCAAAGGAGAUACUAGGAGAGCAAGGUAAGAAGAAUGCAAAGCCUACAGUUAACUGUCUGCACAUGCCUCAUGGGGUGUCAGAGCCUAAAUUCACUUCUAAAGGCCAGAUGGUGUGAGGUGCUGAGCCCCCUCAACGUCCCAGAGAGCUGAGGGUGCUCAGCCUGUUGUAGCAUUUGGCCCAUACUAUCCAAGCCUGAAGCUGCUCCAGCUGUAGAAGUGGAAGUGACAGCACUCAAGUGCUUUGCUGACUGGCUAAAGAAUUGGGCCCCUUGCCAUCUUGUGCCCCUUUAAAGUGGCUAACUAUACCUACCCCCAUUAGCAAAAUCCAGCUGAGAGCUAGGAAUUUCCACAGCCUUCCUCUCGGCCUUAGUGAAGAGUUAAGUUUCACACAGCUGAAAAUCCCUUGAAAGAACAAGAGUAUUUAAAUCCCACCUUGCUUUUAUAACCUUGAAAUCCUUAUUUUCUAAAUAUCUUUUUUAACCCUAGGUAUCUGAAUUCCUAAAGUGCCACUGCUGUUAGGCCUAGCUCUCCUUUUGUCCAGUUUGUACCUCCCUCUGCUGACCUAGGCUGGGGGCAGGCAGCAGCCAAUCCAGCCUCUCUCCUUUUUCAGUAGUUGUAGACAGACUGCAAACAAUAAAGCCUUUUGAGUAACAGA
Messenger RNA from Caretta caretta (loggerhead turtle), 8092 nucleotides. It is a transcript of the gene PHLDB1, whose product is annotated as pleckstrin homology like domain family B member 1. Gene Ontology annotation, biological process: regulation of microtubule cytoskeleton organization. Gene Ontology annotation, cellular component: basal cortex. The record is from RefSeq and is a predicted model, not a curated record. Gene Ontology annotation, molecular function: protein binding. Lineage: Eukaryota; Metazoa; Chordata; Testudines; Cheloniidae.